Rattus rattus (black rat) is the source of this 1522-nucleotide messenger RNA. It is a transcript of the gene Ackr2, whose product is annotated as atypical chemokine receptor 2. Gene Ontology annotation, biological process: immune response; chemotaxis; G protein-coupled receptor signaling pathway. NCBI's taxonomy places the organism in Eukaryota, Metazoa, Chordata, Mammalia, Rodentia, Muridae. Gene Ontology annotation, molecular function: chemokine receptor activity. The coding region runs from base 99 to 1247 and encodes 382 amino acids. The transcript has 2 exons. Gene Ontology annotation, cellular component: membrane. The record is from RefSeq and is a predicted model, not a curated record.
GAAAAGGGAGCAGAGAAAACGACGAGACGGUUCGCAGCUAACCCAAGCUCUCUAGCCGGUGACAGAGACCGGAUACCGCAAGCAUCAGAACUCGAGACAUGCCCACCAUCGCUUCUCCCCUGCCUCUCGCCACCACCGGUCCUGAGAACGGCAGCUCCAUCUACGACUAUGACUACUUGGAUGACGUGACCGUCUUGGUUUGCAGCAAGGAUGAGGUCCUGUCCUUUGGCAGAGUCUUUCUGCCGCUGGUCUACAGCCUGAUCUUCGUGCUGGGCCUGGCUGGCAACCUCCUUCUCCUGGUGGUAUUGCUCCACUCUGUGCCCCGACGACGACGGAUGAUUGAGCUGUACCUGCUGAACCUGGCCGUCUCCAACCUCUUGUUUGUAGUGACGAUGCCCUUCUGGGCCAUCUCUGUGGCCUGGCAUUGGGUUUUCGGCAGUUUCCUGUGCAAGGUGGUGAGCACUCUCUACUCUAUUAACUUUUACUGUGGCAUCUUCUUCAUCACCUGCAUGAGCCUGGACAAAUACCUGGAGAUUGUCCACGCUCAGCCCCUCCACAGACCCAAGACCCGGUUCAGGAACCUGCUUCUCAUUGUCAUGGUGUGGAUCACGGCCCUGGCCGUCUCUGUCCCAGAAAUGGUCUUUGUGAAGGUCCACCAGACCUUAGAUGGUGUGUGGCACUGCUAUGCCGAUUUUGGCGGACAUGCAACCAUUUGGAAGCUGUACCUGCGAUUCCAGCUGAACCUCCUGGGGUUUCUCUUCCCACUGUUGGCCAUGAUUUUCUUUUACUCCCGCAUCGGUUGUGUUCUGGUCAGGCUGAGGCCACCGGGACAGGGCCGGGCUCUGAGGAUGGCUGUGGCCCUGGUGGUAAUCUUCUUCCUGCUGUGGUUCCCGUACAACCUCACCUUGUUCCUGCACUCGCUGCUGGAUCUGCAUGUCUUUGGGAACUGUGAGGUCAGCCACCGUCUGGACUAUAUGUUGCAGGUGACAGAGAGCCUGGCCUUCUCCCAUUGUUGCUUCACCCCAGUCCUCUAUGCCUUCUCCAGUCACAGCUUCCGCCAGUACCUUAAAGCGGUUCUGUCCGUGGUGCUGAGACGGCACCAGGCACCUGGCACCGCCCAUGCCCCUCCAUGUAGCCAUUCUGAGAGCAGCAGGGUUACUGCCCAGGAAGAUGUGGUCAGCAUGAACGACCUUGGGGAGAGGCAGGCUGACAACUCCCUUAACAAGGGGGAGAUAGGAAAUAAUUAAUCCCUGGGUCUGGGAACGGUGGUUCUCUCUGAGGGACAGCAUGGCCGUGCUUGCUGCUUGCCCCAGUGGUUUCCAACCACCAGCAGUCUUUGUUCACUACUGCCUCUCCCUCCUUCCACUUCCCGACCCCAUACUCACUGAUGAACCACUGCAGCUCUUCACUGAUCUCCGCUUCCGUCCCGGCGCUUCUGUGGCUUUUCCUGCCCCCCCCCCCGGCAGCCAAUGAGGACACUCCAUUCUUGGCCAUAAAGGCCAUAAAGGUAUAAAACCUUCAA